This is a messenger RNA of Hevea brasiliensis (rubber tree), 1823 nucleotides long. RefSeq names its product heterogeneous nuclear ribonucleoprotein 1. Gene Ontology annotation, molecular function: RNA binding. The record is from RefSeq and is a predicted model, not a curated record. The transcript has 6 exons. Gene Ontology annotation, biological process: regulation of gene expression. Gene Ontology annotation, cellular component: nucleoplasm. Lineage: Eukaryota; Viridiplantae; Streptophyta; Magnoliopsida; Malpighiales; Euphorbiaceae. The coding region runs from base 275 to 1432 and encodes 385 amino acids.
UGGCCAUACGGUUAAAAUUGAAAUCCGUUUGUUUAUUCUCUGCAACAUUGAAUCAAAAUCAAAAACCCUCCUUCUUUCCCCUCCCAAAACCCUAGCUACUGGCUACUGAGGAUUCCUCUAUCUAGCCGAGUACAGUUCAACGGUUUUUAUCCUAUUUUAGAUAUUUAAUUCAAAUUCCGAUGCGCAAUUAGGGUUAGCCAUUGUUCGAUUUCAGGCUCUUUUUCUUUUCUUGUUUUUGAUAGGUUUUUUGAAAGCUAGGCCAGACAAUCAAUCAAUGGAUUAUGAUUAUGGGCAACAGCGGAUGCAAUUUGGAGACAAAAUAUUGGCUUAUAAUGGCGAAGAAGAAGACUAUUAUUAUGACAAUACUCAACAAAAACAGCAAAUGGGCGGUGCAGGCAACGCUAGAAAGCAAUCCCUAAGUCAUCACAAUCGCGACUCUUCUUCUUCCUUCCCAGGAAAACUCUUUGUUGGUGGCGUCUCAUGGGAAACUACUGAAGAGACAUUCAUGGAUUACUUCAGCAAGUAUGGAGAAAUCACCGACUCUGUAAUCAUGAUGGAUAGACAUUCUGGAAGGCCAAGAGGAUUUGGAUUUGUAACAUUUGCUGACCCAGUAGUUGCUAAUAGGGUUUUGGAGGAAGACCACGUUAUAGAUGGCAGAGCAGUUGAAGUGAAGAGGACAGUUCCAAGGGAGGAUAUGGACGUUAAAGGGGUUAUAAGAGCCAAGAAAAUAUUUGUUGGUGGAAUACCACCUGCUCUAACUGAAGAUGAGUUAAAGGAGUACUUUUCUGUUUAUGGAAACAUUGUUGAGCACCAGAUUAUGCUGGAUCAUAAAACUGGACGGUCUAGGGGCUUUGGUUUUGUCACUUUUGACAGUGAAGAUUCUGUUGAACAGAUCUUCUCAGAGGGCAGGGCACAUGAACUUGGAGGUAAACAGGUGGAAAUAAAGAAGGCUGUACCAAAAAGAAAUGGUGGUGAUUACGGCUCUGCUGCAAAGCCUCAUUCUGGAUUCAGCGAUGGUGCUGGCCAUGGUUUGGGAGAUCUGUAUGGUGGGAAAAUCGGCGGAGGGUAUGGCAUGUAUAAUGGAUAUGGUGGCUACAAUGGUUAUGGAGCUUAUGGGGCCUAUGGAAGCAGCAAUGGUUUUUAUGGUGGAUAUGGUUAUGGGUUUGGUUUUGGUGGGCCCAUGAUGUUUGGUAGCAGUGGAUAUGGAGGCAGUGGUUACGGUGCCCCUAGUGGCUAUGGCGCCACUGCUGGAUAUGGUGGUGGUAAAGUCUACGGAAGAAGCAGUGAUACUGGUAGUUUUGGCACUGGUAAGGGAUAUGGAAAUGGAACCGGUGGUGCCUUACAUGGUGGUCAUGGCAGUAGCAAGGGGUACGGAGGCAGUGAGAAUGGUGGUAGUGCUGUUACAGCGAGGUACCAUCCUUACCACAAGUGAAGGGAAUUUUUUAACUUGGCAUCAAAUUCCCAGCCUGUUGUUUGAUAUGAAAGAUUUUCUUUGCAUGCCAAGUCAAGAGUAGGUUGUUUCCAUAGAGUUGCUGCAUAUUCAGUUAUUGCCGACCUCCUUAUCUAAUUGUGUGAGGUUGUGACUCGGUGAUAGAAUGGAUUUUGUAAUGUGAAAAAGAAAAAUUACAGUAUAGUUUUGAAUUUUGCAGUGCUUGUACUUAGGAUAAUUGGUUUCUUUUAUGGAGUGGGAAAUUGAGAUUUAGAGAAGGAACAACCAAACAAAAGGGUCUAAUGUUUAACCUGUGUAACAUAUAUCAUUGUGCACUAUGGUUUGAUGAUUAGUAUUGCACAUAUUCAUAAAGGAAACUAUGAUGCGAUGCAAA